AACCAUUUGGUCGAUAAUUUCAGGGCCUGAUUGACUCCCUAGUUUCCUCCAUCACCAAGGAACAAGCAAUCCUCCCUCCAUCCCGAAAAUGGAGAGGGAACAACAAACUUCUGAUAACAUUCAGCUUCCUGCUGGGUUCAGAUUUCACCCAUCUGAUGAAGAACUCAUCGUCCACUAUUUGAAAAACAAAGUCACUUCAAGGCCACUACCUGCAACCAUCAUCGCUGAAUUGGAUCUCUACAAGUAUAAUCCGUGGGAACUGCCAGUCAAAGCCUCCUUUGGAGAAGAAGAGUGGUAUUUUUUCACCCCGAGAGAUCGGAAGUACCCGAAUGGGAGCAGGCCUAACAGAGCAGCUGGUUUGGGUUACUGGAAGGCUACAGGAACUGAUAAACAUAUUUUCAGUUCUUGUGGAACAAAAAGCAUUGGGGUGAAGAAAGCACUUGUGUUCUACACAGGACACCCUCCAAAGGGUGUUAAGACAGAGUGGAUCAUGAAUGAGUAUAGAUUGCUUGACACAACCAUGUGGUCUUCAAAGCAAAAAGGGUCUAUGAGGUUGGAUGAUUGGGUGCUAUGUCGGGUUCGACAAAAAUGCAACAGCAGCAGGAGCAUUUGGGAAGAUCAAAACAGUCCUCCUAGCUAUAAACUAGGUGCCUACACCAAGCAAGUGGAUGAGACAUGUUCAAAGGACACAAACCCUAGCAUCGAAAUGGUCAGAAACUAUCUGUACAAAGAUUGUCCAAUGUUGCCCUACAUUUUUGCCUCCUCUGAACUUCCAUACACUAAAACCACUUCAAGCAUAAGCUUUCAGGGCAGUGGAGACACAAAAUCUUGCACUACUUCAAUUCACGAGAACGAUUCAUCGAAUAAGAACAACGGGCAGCUUUUAGCUUCUUCCCUUGAAAGUUUGAUCAAUCCUUUCAAGAGAAAGCCUGCAGCAGAAGGAAAUGGACACCACCUGAGUCUUGUUACACCAAGCAAGAGGAUAUGUAGCAGAGAAUAUCAGGAGGAAGUUAGCACAUCAAUCGGCCGGGAUGUUUGCGCAAUGAAUUUCUGGGGAGUAGACCAGUCUGGAUCAGCUGAAAAUAAUUUCAAUGCAGAUCAAUGGAGCUCCAUGAUCCAAUAUCAAGAACUCAGUCAAUUAAUUGGCUUUCAAUGCAAGUGAGUAGCUGGCUAGAGCAGUGAAGAAAAGUGUGGAUUAAUUCCAUUAUUAUGUAGAUAAGGGGAUUCAAGUUCACGAACAGAGGUCUCCAUGAUUGUAUUUUUAUGUAAAUUAGUGUGCAGUUCCGAAUUUUCUUCUUUUGGUAUACAUUGAGUGUAAUUUUUAUAAUAUGUAGAAUAAGCAUGUAAAUUAGUUUGGUGUUUGCUGGAUGUAAUUAGCUGCAGCAUUUCAAGAUUGUAUGUAUAUUCGCAUACAUUCGUUGUAAUAAAUCACUUGUAGACAUUGGGAUGAGAAUAUAGAAAAUUGCUUUACAUUU
Molecule: messenger RNA, 1475 nt
Organism: Prunus avium (sweet cherry)
Lineage: Eukaryota; Viridiplantae; Streptophyta; Magnoliopsida; Rosales; Rosaceae
Product: NAC domain-containing protein 2
Biological process (GO): regulation of DNA-templated transcription
Molecular function (GO): DNA binding
Source: RefSeq, a predicted model, not a curated record